This is a messenger RNA of Macrobrachium nipponense, 2444 nucleotides long. Its product is annotated as venom serine protease-like. The transcript is spliced from 11 exons. Gene Ontology annotation, biological process: proteolysis. The record is from RefSeq and is a predicted model, not a curated record. Gene Ontology annotation, molecular function: serine-type endopeptidase activity. The coding region runs from base 368 to 1702 and encodes 444 amino acids. Lineage: Eukaryota; Metazoa; Arthropoda; Malacostraca; Decapoda; Palaemonidae.
CUCAGGUGUGUGUUGAAUCAUAUGUUGUCACCGCAUUUAAGGUGGUCUAGCUAAUUCUGCCCUGUCUCUUGUCUUUGAGCUUCUCAAGGGCGUUGAUAUUAACGAAAUAAGUACACCGUCGCUUAUGGCGUUUGUAUUGUGGCGUUCUGCAUACCUGCAUUAUCUUCUAACUUAAUAUAGCCUGAUUGUGUAGCUACGAAGGAAUAUUCAAUCUUAAGUCAGUGGUUUAGCAGUGUAAAUAAGUGACUAACUGGAAGACUUCUCAUCUUUACCGUCAUCUACUAUAUAAUAUAGAGCCGUGUUUCAAAUCCUUAGUAAUGAACUGACAUUAAGAAGAAAUCAACUGCCUUUCUCGUGACCUUUGGAAAUGGCCUGCUACGAAGGGAUAUCUGUGUUGAUCUUUUUUGUUAUGAAAGUACUAUGUCAAGCUAUUAUUACCAACAACGGUGGGUUCUAUCAGCCGUACCCUAUAAUGCCACCAGUGGACCCAGUGACACCAGUUCCUGGAAUGGGUGGAAAUUAUCCUUAUUCAACAAACCGAGUUCCUUGUGGCUCUUCUGUUGACGUAGGAUAUGGUAUGACCUAUGUCAUCUCCUCCCCAGGGUAUCCGAGCGCAUACCCACCAUUUAGUAACUGUCAGUGGUCUUUCUACACGAGAACAAACCAACCACUGACUAUAGACUGCCCAGCGCUUCAGCUGCCCCAGUCAUCCCCGUGUUCCACAGGAGCGUUCUUGGCCCUUGACCCAGGAGACCGACAGUACCUUUGGUACUGUGGAAACACCGGGCCAAGAAACGUGGCUUCCAAAACCAAUAGAAUGACCAUUUUCUUCUGGGGAUUUUGGCAAAACACGAACAAUUAUCAAGGGUUUAACUGCAACAUCAGAGUCUCAUCCUUUACGCCAUCACCAGUCGGGGGGAGCUGCCGGUGUGGCAUAAGGCAACCCAGAAACCGGAUAAUAGGAGGCACCGAGACUGGCAUCAAUGAAUUUCCGUGGAUGGCUUUAAUCAGGCCACCUAAAGGGCUUUGUGGCGGAACUCUUAUCAACGAAAACUUUGUUCUCACAGCGGCACAUUGCAUCGACAAGUCUGCUCUGCCAAACAACGAACUACCCACGGUAGUCUUGGGAGAACAUAGAAUAAGUACCCCAACUGAGACACAGUACACCAUCACGACACGGGCCAAAGCUGUCUGGCCCCACGAGUGGUACAACCAAAACCAGGGAAUAAGUGUCAAGGAUUACGACAUAGGACUUGUGGAGUUGGAGAAUCCUGUCAGCUUGACCAGUACUCCUUUCAUUGCCCCUGCCUGCGCGCCCGACCCCUUGAAGUCCUACGAUGAAAUACCUGUGACUGUGGCAGGGUGGGGCUACACAAGCUUCCCGACUGGCCAGCAAUCAGAUGUUCUGCAGAAAGUCGAACUGAAGACGGUGCCCAUUUCCAAGUGCAAGAAGUCCUACGCAUCGGGAAUCAUUACGAACCGCAUGAUCUGCGCAUUUGGUACCGGGAAAGAUGCGUGUUUUGAUGACAGCGGGUCUCCUCUUAUGGCGCAGGAGGGUGACAACUGGGUCGUCAUUGGGCUGGUGUCUUUCGGGCCCGAAACAUGUGCUCAUCCGACCACAAGUGGUGUCUAUACGAGGGUGGGAGACUAUAUUCCUUGGAUUCAAAGCAAGAUUGGAAACUCUCGCACGUGUCCGCCCUGAGCUCCAUUCUGCAAGAAAUGCUUCAGAAAAUGUGAAGCUCACGUUUGAGCCUGUUCAGCGUACUUUCAUCAUGAUUAUUAAAAAGAUAAUUCAAUAUUCUAUUUUUUUUAGAAAUACAUUUUCUGCAAAUUUUUAAUAGUUUUCAUAUAUUCUUUAACGUUAGCCUUUCUUUGACACAGUAUCAGAAAAGCAAAGGUGUCAAUAGGGCAUCUUGAGUCAGGUAAAUUACGCCAUUUAAAAAAUGGAUUGUUCUAGUAAAUUGGUUUUCAGUCCUUGUUCAUAUUUUGAGAUCUUUCUACUUAUAAAAGUAUAAUUUAUGAGACCAUUAUUUUAUUUUGCUGAUUUUAAUUAUGCUCAAAACGAAUUAGUUACGAUUUUCAUAGAAGUUAUAUGUGAGCUGUCUGAUUAAGAUAUUUCCAGACUGGCCUAGCGGACCAGGAUAACCUACUGUCUAAUUGUAGUAAUCCAGGUGUAUGCCAGAAUUAUCGGAAUCUGGAGGCAAACAUAUAUAUUAGCUACGGAGUGAGAGAGAGAAGCAUGGCAGACAGGCAGAAGGUGGAAAGAAAUUCUGACAUCCUAUUUCCUGUCAUCUCAAGCAGAACGGAGAGCGCAGUAUUUCAGUCAAAGGAGUUUAUUUUAGCUUUAGUGGGUAUUGUGGAGCUGUUCUAAAGAAGACUGUGGGUUACGACUGGCUGAAGUGAAAAUUGUUGUAUUGAGUCUUGUGAAUAAACUUUAUAUCCUA